Molecule: messenger RNA, 306 nt
Organism: Galeopterus variegatus (Sunda flying lemur)
Lineage: Eukaryota; Metazoa; Chordata; Mammalia; Dermoptera; Cynocephalidae
Product: protein S100-A7-like
Exons: 2
Coding region: 1-306 (101 amino acids)
Cellular component (GO): cytoplasm
Molecular function (GO): calcium ion binding; transition metal ion binding
Source: RefSeq, a predicted model, not a curated record
AUGAGCACCACUCAGUCUGAGAAGACCAUGAUGGGCUUGAUCGGCCUGUUUCACGAAUACACCGGGCGUGAUGACAUGAUUGACAAGCCGAGACUGCUGGAGAUGCUGAAGAAGAACUUCCCCAACUUCCUCAGCGCCUGCGACAAAAGGGGCAGAGAUCACUUGGCCAAUGUCUUUGAGAAUAAGGACAAGAAUAAGGAUGAUAAGAUUGAGUUUUCUGAGUGGCUGUCCUUGCUGGGGGACAUAGCCACGGACUACCACAAACACAGCCACGGAGCGGAGCUCUGUUCCGGGGACAGCCAGUGA